Penicillium longicatenatum is the source of this 6348-nucleotide messenger RNA. RefSeq names its product type I iterative polyketide synthase. NCBI's taxonomy places the organism in Eukaryota, Fungi, Ascomycota, Eurotiomycetes, Eurotiales, Aspergillaceae. The transcript is spliced from 10 exons. The record is from RefSeq and is a predicted model, not a curated record. Gene Ontology annotation, molecular function: fatty acid synthase activity; 3-oxoacyl-[acyl-carrier-protein] synthase activity. Gene Ontology annotation, biological process: secondary metabolite biosynthetic process; fatty acid biosynthetic process. Gene Ontology annotation, cellular component: fatty acid synthase complex. Bases 1 to 6348 code for a protein of 2115 amino acids.
AUGAAUCAAAUUCCUGUUUUCGCCGGCUUGGGCUCAGAUGCGCUUUUCUCGGAACGAACUCUCAGGACUGCGGCCGAGGAUGCUAGAACGCCAGAGGGUCAGAUUAUACUACGAGCAUGCCAUGGCAUCUUUGUGAAAGAGAUCACUUCCAUCAUUCACAGUCAGCGCCUACCCUCAGAAAUCAAUCUUAAAGACUUCGUGGAACCGGAUAGUCUCAUAAGACCUCAGACUUGUUAUCAAAGAAAUAGUAUCAUUCAACAUGUAUCUUUGUACACAAUCCAGCUCCUAAGAUAUUUACGAUACUCGAAGGAGAAGCCUGGUUUGCUUCUUGGUGUGGCUGGAUUCUGUGCCGGAUUGUUGCCUUGUGCAGCGGUAGCCACGUCCAGGAAUAUCAUCGAGCUGCUCUCUCGGGGCCAAGACUUCUUCUAUGUAGCUCUGCAUUUGGGCAUCCGGAUCGAAAGCUACAAGCAGACUACGGUGGUCAAAGGAGCCUGCCCACCACACCUGCCCUUUAGUUUAGUCAUUGAAGGGCUUUCGACCUCGCGCGCCCAGGCGCUGCUUACAGAACACAACAGACAGUGCCCUUCCUCUUACGUUUACUUGAGUGCCAUCAACUCUGAUACUUGUGUCACCCUGAGCGGUAGAGGUGAUCAUCUACAACAAUUCAGCCAAAACAGCGUGCUGUCCCAAUGCAAGAUACGGCCAACCAAUAUUUUUUCCUUUUAUCAUGACCGUCAUCAGCUCGAUGGAGUCCGAAAAGAUGUACUCCAAGACCUUCGAAACAACAUACUUUCACUUUCAGCACCGCUUCGUCUUAAUGUCCCGAUAUUUUCCAAUAUUGAUGGGAGGCCGAUUGGUUCGGGCCAGGUCACAACGUUUGAAGAACUCUCUGAGAAGCUUCUUGAGAUGAUGCUGUUAGAGCCGGUGGACUGGGCUGCAGUCGAGGAUAAUAUUCUUGCUGCUAUCAAGCGGUCAGCUUGCCAUGUGGAUGCUUCUUAUGAAAUUUUGAAUUUUGGUCCUGGGUACGGCAUGUCGAGAGGCAGAUAUACCCUCCCGGAUAACGUGACGAUUCUAGCUGCUUCAGCCGCCGAACCACAACCCUCGCCGCAGGAUGCUUCCGGGUUACUGUCACCUGAAGAUAUCGCUAUCGUGGGCAUGGGCGUGGACCUUCCGGGAGCUCCCAAUACCGAUGCGCUUUGGCAAAAUUUGGUCCAAGGCGUCAAUUCUUGCAAUGAGAUUCCGUCUUCAAGGUUCCAUGUGGGAGACUUCUACCAGAAGAAAGAUGGCCGCACUCUAAAAACAAAAUACGGCAACUUCUUAGAAAACCCAUUCAUGUUCGACAACGAAGUAUUCGGAAUCUCCCGUCGAGAAGCCCAUUCCAUGGACCCACAACAACGAGUCAUGCUCCAAACUGCCUACCGAGCACUUGAAGACGCGGGAUAUGUGCCUGAUUCAACCCCAUCAUUCUCCAGGAAGACUUUCGGUUGUUUUAUCGGAAACGCUACAUUGGAUUACACCGACAAUCUGAGGGACGACAUUGAUGUCUACUACAGCCCAGGAACAUUGCGCGCUUUUCAGAGUGGACGGAUAUCGUACGUCUUCAAAUGGAGUGGGCCAUCUAUAACCUUGGAUACGGCUUGUUCUUCAUCCAUGGUAGCCAUUCAUCAAGCAGCACGAGCGAUCCAGGCUGGAGAUUGCCGAUCAGCAUUGGUUGGGGGUGUAAAUGUCAUCACUAGCCCUGACAUGUACCUUGGUCUCGAUCGAGCACAUUUCCUAAGUCCUACUGGCCAGUGCAAGCCUUUUGAUGAUUCAGCAGAUGGUUACUGUCGGUCUGAAGGCUGUGCGGCUUUCGUGAUCAAGAAACUUGGUGAUGCGAUAUCGGAAGGUGACCGGAUACUUGGGGUCAUCCGAGGAACCGAGAUCAAUCAAAGCGGCAAUGCGCAUUCCAUAACGCAUCCCCAUUCACAAACUCAGGAAGAAUUGUUUCAAACCUUAUUGAAGAAGACACAAAUUCAUCCCCACCAGAUUACCGUGGUGGAGACACAUGGAACGGGCACACAAGCUGGGGAUCCAAAUGAGCUUGUCAGUAUUCGCGGUGCAUUCUGCAGCGGUCGAGAUCAAGAGAAUCGUCUCCAUUUUACUUCUAUCAAAGCAAAUAUCGGCCACUGCGAGGCCGCUUCUGGCGGUGCAGCCUUAGCGAAAUUGCUUCUUAUGAUGAGACACGGUAAGAUACCGCCGCAGAUCUCUCUGAAAACACUCAACCACAAGAUCAAAGACCUUGGCACGGACGGAUCUGUCAUUGAUCGUGACGGUGCUGAUUGGCAUCGACCUUCGAAACACCCACGGCUUGCUCUACUUAAUAAUUUUGGUGCAGCUGGCUCCAAUGGUGCCUUGAUUCUGCAGGAAUAUCCCGAUCUCAAACUUCCCUCUCAAGAUGAGGACCACGGCGAGGCUCACAGUUAUAUGCUUGGGAUCUCAGCUAGAAGCAACACAAGCCUCUUGGCCUAUAAAGAUGCUUUAAUCUCUUAUCUGGAGGCUCCUUCAGUCCCGAUCUCUCUUCGUGACUUUACUUAUACCAGCACAGCUCGCCGCCAGAUCUUUGAUUACCGAAUCUCUGUUACCGGUUCUACCACGCAACAAAUAGUCGACAACUUGAGAAGUGCAGAUGUUUGUAAUAUUCGCGAGUCGGCAGAUCCACAACCACGUGCUGUGUUCGCAUUCUCUGGUCAAGGAUCACAGUACCUCGGCAUGGGCCGAGAGCUUUUGACUGCCUAUCCCGAAUUUGAGAAAGUGGUUCUCGACUGCGAACGAUGGUUAUUGAGCAAUGGAUGUCCGGGAUGUCUCAAUAUAAUCGCAUGCAAAGACGACCAAGAACGGGAAUCUCCCUCAUCUCCCCUCCUACAGCAGUCUCUCCAAACAGCAAUCUUUGUCUUGGAGGUAGCGAUAGCCCGCCUUCUAUACUCUCUUGGUGUCAUGCCAACUAUUGUGCUGGGCCACAGCCUGGGAGAGUACGCUGCCCUCGUCAUCGCUGGUGUAAUUGAUUUACAAGGCGGCCUGAAACUGGUAGCACACCGAGCAAAGCUCAUGAUGGAGCUGUGUCAACUUGGAAAAACGUCAAUGCUCGCGGUUAACCUCAGUGCAGAGACCACGAGGCGACACAUUGACAAUAGCCCACAGUUCGACAAUUUGUCUAUAUCUUGUGAUAACAGUCCAUCUGACUGUGUUGUGGGGGGUCCAGUCGGUCAGCUCCAAUCUUUGAAAGCAGAGCUAAGUGCGACAAAGACGCGGUCAAAGAUUCUCGAUGUUCCAAUGGCCUAUCACACAAACGCAAUGGACCCCAUAUUGGAACAAUUGACAGAAGUCGCUGAGACACUCGAAAUCUCGAGUCCGACAAUCCCUGUUCUAUCCAACGUAUUUGGCCGCAUCAUUCAACCUGGCGAAAGAGCUUUCACUUGCAAGUACUUUGCUAUGCAUUGUCGACAGACUGUUGCUUUCAAUGCAGGAAUUGAUGAACUCUCGCGAAAUGGAACCGAGGCUGGAAUCUGCCGAUGGAUAGAAAUCGGGCCUCAUCCGUCUUUGCUACCAAUGGUCAGCACUAGAUUGAAUAGAGACACUACAGAUCUUUUGCCCUCGUUACGAAAGGGAACCUCGGCCUCUGCUGCGAUUGCUGGACUCCUAUGCAAUCUUUACCAGAAUACUACCGCAUUGGACUGGCGAAAAGCUUUCAACAAGCGAGCAACCUUAACCACCCUUCCAAAUAUGCCAUUCUCAGAGCAAGAAUUUGGUGUUCACUAUCCACAUGAGGGUGCUCGGAAAGACUCAGGAGCGCGUGACCUGAAUACUGACUCUGAAACUUCGUAUCAUUUCCUGUCUAGGAUUGUUCAACGUCCAUCGGAGACGAACAACGAAGCCAUCUUUGAGACGCCUAUUACGGUCUUCAAGGAAUAUAUUCUCGGUCACCAAGUAUGUGAGCACGCUCUCUGUCCUGCAUCAGUAUACCACGAGAUUGUCCUAGCUGCUUCCAAGUGGACACAGCUCGACAGAGAUGAAGAGGUUAUCAGGAAACUUUCUAAUGUGCUGUAUACGGCACCUCUAUUGUAUUCGGACGACUCUUCUGCAAUCUUGAGGGUUUCCAUCAAGCCAAACGGUGACCACAAAACAGACUAUUCUUUCACAGUAGCCUCAUACAAUGCAGGCUCAGACCCACAGCAACAAGUGGUUCACUGUCAAGGGCAGCUGAAGAUACAGUCUACUGCUCAUGCUCAGAAGUAUGCAAAGCUAGUGCCGCUCAUGGAACGGCAAAGGGAACGUUUUCUGCGCAACGACCAAUCAAGCACGCAGGUGUUUCUCCGAAAAGCCAUGUAUGAAAAGGUUUUCACGCGGGUUGUCGGAUAUUCUGAACUAUUUCGGAAGGUCCAGUCUAUACGCAUCGACCAAGAUGAAGCACUCGCAGUUUGUCGUUUCCCCAGUUCGCAAGGAGAGCCAUCAGGGGCGAACACGGUUCUGAUGGACGUUCUCCUUCAUGUUGCUGGUUUCGUCGCUAAUCUCAAUAUCGAGAAUGAAGAUGUCUGCAUUUGCAAGGAGGUCAAAUCUGCAACCAUGAUUCGAGGGUUCCCUUUCUCAGAUACGACGUUCGAGGUCUAUUGCAGCAAUGUUGAAAUCGUUGCCAGCAACGUGGUCAUAGCAGAUGCAUAUGCUGUCGAUUCACAAGGCGUCAUUGCUGUCUUUAAGGGCAUGGCCUUUCAGAGAGUGAAACUGACAAGAAUGGCUCAAGCUCUCCGAUUGACGGCUGCGAGAUCUGGUCCUUCGCAUCAGAAUGUCCCAAUAGAGAGGACCAAAUUGGUGGCUCCAAGAGCUUCGGCGCCGGUCUCAAAGCCUAUUGACAUGCCUGUUGACAAGCAACCAGUCAUAAGAGAGAUUAUCGCCAGAACCUGCAAUCUAGAAGCAUCAAACCUAUCCAGAGACACCAGUCUUAACGCCAUCGGUUUUGACUCGCUCAUGAUCAUUGAACUUUCUUCCAAUUUGUCUUCAAAGCUUCAAAUCUCAAUCGACCUAUCAGCUCUGGAGGAAUGUGAAACCGUUGAGGACAUCGAGCAGCUGUGCAGCGAUGGGAGCCAAUCAGGAUCCACACCUACCUCAGAAGCAGAGACUGUGGACUCUGUCACUAUGCCAACAACUCCGCCAACCCCUGCAGAUAAGCUACACGUUGCUUCCAUAAUUGCCGAAACAUGUGGUGCCCAUAUCACCUCAGUCAAGUCAGAUGUAGAGCUCGAGGCUCUUGGUAUUGAUUCGCUGAUGAUGAUCGAGCUGGAGGCUCGUCUGCAAAUUCCAUCGAGCACCAAGAAACUAUCAUCUCUAGAACUGUCAGAAUGCAGAACAGUGAGAGAUAUUGAGAAACUAGUUUUUCCAGAUGAAGUAAAGCCAGAUCAACUUGAAGUUAGAAUAUCUUCUCAUUUAUCUUCCCAAAAUUGUGGUGAAAGACUGUCUCCAGUACCACAAGCUGAAGACAACAAAGUAUCGACCUCCACGAACAUCAAGAUUGCGGCUAUGCUCAGGCUACAAGAGCAACCUGAAAUCGUGCAUGUCGCUGACGACAAAGCCCCUGAAAGCGCCCCACUCUUCCUCAUACAUGACGGCAGCGGCAUCUGUGUUCAAUAUCACCGGCUGAGACCCUUCAAUCGCACAAUUUAUGCGAUCCACGACCCUAAAUUUCUGGAUCCGGAUUCUUGGUCAGGGAUUCCUGCUAUGGCACAGUCCUACGCACGGCUUAUUGCAAAGACAACUUCCGGCCCUUAUAUCAUUGGUGGCUGGUCGUUUGGAGGUGUUGUUGCAUUCGAGGCUGCUAGAGUGCUGAUGGCAGGGGGCCAUACUGUCGCCGGUGUAAUUCUCAUCGAUUCUCCGCCGCCACUCGAUCACCAGCCGCUCUCCGCGAAGAUCAUCGACGCGGUUACAAGGACUGAGAGAAAUAAAGGUGGUUUGACUGGUGAAAUGAUUCGCAGCCUCGUGAGAAAAAGCUUCACAGCCUGUGCGGGUAUGCUUGGGGCUUUUAAUCCAGAGGCUUUGACAAGUACCAGUCGACCAAUUCCACAGACUUAUUUACUCCGAUCAAGGGAUGGCUUUCAGCUAAGAGACAGCAAUGAUAGCCAGGGAGUUGAGAACGCUUGGUUGCAGGAUCGAUCUGAACCCAGAACUUCUAUUGAGGGAUGGGAGAUUCUUACAAAGACAAAGAUGCCUUACAUGGACAUACCAGGCGACCAUUUCCAGGUCUUUGACGCUGCAAAUAUCCAAACUGUAUCAAAAGCCAUUGCUUAUGCAUGCAGCGAAUUAACAGAAGUGCCUCGAAGUUGA